Molecule: messenger RNA, 1986 nt
Organism: Merops nubicus (carmine bee-eater)
Lineage: Eukaryota; Metazoa; Chordata; Aves; Coraciiformes; Meropidae
Gene: ABCG2
Product: ATP-binding cassette, sub-family G (WHITE), member 2 (Junior blood group)
Exons: 15
Coding region: 1-1986 (661 amino acids)
Cellular component (GO): plasma membrane
Molecular function (GO): ABC-type transporter activity; ATP binding; ATP hydrolysis activity
Source: RefSeq, a predicted model, not a curated record
AUGGCGGGCGGCCAGCCACAGCUCAGCGUGGCCGUGGGGGUGCCGGACGGGGACACCAACGGGGUGCCCAGCAGAGGACAGGCCCUCCCCGACCCAGCCCGGGGCGGCAGCGUCCUCACCUUCCACAACAUCUGCUACCGCGUCACCGUGAAGACGGGGUUCCUGUGCUGGAAAAAAACAGCUGACAAGGAGGUUCUGAGAGAUGUCAAUGGCAUCAUGAGACCAGGGCUGAAUGCAAUUUUGGGACCCACUGGCAGCGGGAAAUCUUCUCUACUUGACAUUCUGGCUGCCAGGAAGGAUCCCCAUGGGCUUUCUGGUGACAUUUUGAUCAAUGGAGCUCCUCAGCCUGCCAACUUUAAAUGUACCUCUGGGUACGUGGUUCAGGAUGAUGUGGUGAUGGGAACCCUGACUGUAAGAGAAAAUUUGAAGUUCUCAGCAGCACUCCGUUUGCCCAAGUCAGUGACGGAACAGGAGAAAAAUGAACGAGUGAAUCAGAUCAUCAAGGAGCUGGGCUUGAGCAAGGUGGCAGAUUCCAAGGUUGGGACCCAGUUCACACGCGGAGUGUCCGGAGGGGAGCGGAAAAGGACCAACAUUGGGAUGGAGCUCAUCACAGAUCCUGCCAUCCUGUUCUUGGACGAGCCAACUACCGGGCUGGACGCCAGCACUGCCAACGCUGUCCUGCUGCUACUGAAAAGGAUGGCAGGACAAGGGAGAACCAUCAUCUUCUCCAUCCACCAGCCCCGGUACUCCAUCUUCCGGCUCUUUGACAACCUGACGCUGCUGGCUGCUGGCAGGGUGCUGUACCACGGGCCUGCCCAGCAUGCCCUCCAGCACUUCCAGGCCAUCGGGUACCACUGCGAGCCCUACAACAACCCCGCCGACUUCUUCCUCGACGUCAUCAACGGGGACUCCACUGCCGUGGCCACCAGCAAGCCCGAGGAGGCCAGGACAGAAAGUACUGAAGAACACCCUGAAUAUGAUAAAACCUUGGCUGAGAGGUUAGCAGAAAAAUACUCCAACUCUGCCUACUACCAAGAAACAAAAGCAGUAUUAGAGAACAUCUCUCUUGGAAAUAAAAAGAAAACCAAGGCACUUUUCCGGCAGAUCACAUACGCCAACUCCUUCCUCCACCAGCUGAAAUGGGUGUCCAGGCGCACAGUCAAAAAUCUGCUAGGAAACCCUCAAGCUUCCAUAGCUCAGCUGUGUGUGACGGCCGUGCUGGGGCUGGUGGUGGGCGCCAUCUUCUUCCGCCUCACGGAGGACUCUGCCGGACUGCAGAACAGAGUGGGUGCAAUGUUCUUCCUGACCACCAACCAGUGCUUCAGCAGCAUCUCAGCCAUUGAACUCUUUGUUGUGGAGAAAAAGAUAUUUACCCAUGAAUACAUCAGUGGGUACUACAGAACGUCUGCGUAUUUCAUCUCAAAGCUAAUGGCUGACUUAAUACCCAUAAGGACUAUACCAAGUAUCAUCUUCACCUGUAUAACCUACUUUAUGUUAGGUUUGAAACCAACAGCAGAAGCCUUCUUCACAAUGAUGUUUACCCUGAUGAUGGUGUCCUACACAGCCACUUCUAUGGCCCUGGCCAUUGCAGCAGGACAGAGCGUGGUCGCCGUAGCAAACCUGCUCAUGACCAUCACCUUUGUUUUUAUGAUUAUUUUCUCUGGGUUGCUGGUCAAUCUCACAAGCGUCAUGUCCUGGCUCUCCUGGCUCAAGUACUUCAGCAUCCCUCGAUACGGAUUGGCAGCUUUACAAAUCAAUGAACUGACUGGUCUGAACUUCUGCGGCAGCAACAACACAAACUUGAUUGGCAACAGUAGUUACCAGCUAAGCCUGAUGCCGUGCACUGGGGAGGAGUACCUGGAAAGCCAAGGCAUCGACGCGAGCACCUGGGGCCUGUGGCAAAACCACCUGGCUCUGGCCUGCAUGACCCUCAUCUUCCUCACCAUUGCCUACCUGAAACUGCACUUCAUGAAGAAGUUCUCUUAA